ACAGAGCUUUAUAGCAAGAAGAUCGCAUGAAUCUAAAUGACCGCGACACAUGCUAUUAGUUCAUCUCACCUUAUGAGUGGGAAGAGCACAUUCCAAGUUGCUGUCUGAACAAGCCAGGAUUCAUGAAACAGGCAGCAUCAAAUCUUUUGCUGAGGCUGCGAAUAACCAAAACUCUAUCUUGCCCAGCCCAAGAAAUAUGCUUUAUUGCGAUAAAGCAAACCCCAUCAAUUGCAGGCAGCCAGCCGGCCACAUUGCCCCCACUUCACACCUUUGCUCGAAGCAGCUCCCAGUUUUCAAUUGGCAAAACAUAAGAUAAUGGCCCCAUGCCCCAUUUUCAAAAGCUCAUCUUUUUCCUCCCUCUUUGUUUUGGACCCCAUUAGCCAUAGCCCAGCCUCCUUUUAACACCAUUACUCCAUUCCCUCGCUCUUGUUGUUGUCCUUGCUCUCUAGCUUGCUUUCACAUUAGGGCCACUCUACACUCUUGAGCCUUGACACUUCUCUUCCCCUUCAUUGCCUUCUUGGUGGUGGUGCUUCACAAAUGGGCACUCCUUAUCACUUCCAAUCUCCAAGAACCAUCAUGAACAAGAUCAUCAACAUGAAGCAGCAGCCACCGGCGCUGCCGCAGCCGCCACCGCCGGCUCCGACCAAGAUAAUCCUGCAGCCGCGCCACCGGACCACCCCGGCGAUGUGGUGCGCCGCCAUCGUCUGCUUCGCCUUCAGCAUCCUCCUGAUCGUCGCCGGCGUGGUCAUCCUGAUCGUCUUCCUGGCAGUGAAGCCGAGGGCACCGUCGUUCGACCUCGCCAACGCCAGCCUGAACAGCGUCUACAUCGACUCGCCGGCCUACUUCAACGGCGACAUGACGUUCGUGGCCAACAUCUCCAACCCCAACCAGAAGAUCGACAUGGUGUUUCGGUCCGCCACUGUUGAGCUCUUCUUCAAGGACAGGCCGAUGGCAUCACAGGCGCUGCCGCCGUUCGCGCAGCGGCGGGGCCAGUCCCGGGUCCUGAACGUGCACAUGGUGUCCAGCCGAGUGCUGCUGCCGCCGGAGGUGGCCAUGGAACUGGUGAACCAGGUGAGGAGCAACAGGGUCGUGUACACCAUCAGAAGCGCAUUCAAGGUGGAGGCCAGGUUCUGGUUUGGGCACUACUCAUACUGGAUGUAUACCAUCUGUGAACUGGAGCUCACUGCCCCUCCCUGUGGAGUUGUUGCUGCUAGGAGAUGCCGAACAAAGUGACUUGCCUCUGAUUUCUCCUUCCAUUUCUUUUGUCUUAUCAAAUCUUAGAACCUUUUGUGCACUGAAAUUGGGCAUGGCAAGGAAAACAUACUCACGAGUCAUGUGGAUUUGAGGCUGUUUCUUCCUCUCUCCUGUU
Molecule: messenger RNA, 1369 nt
Organism: Phragmites australis (common reed)
Lineage: Eukaryota; Viridiplantae; Streptophyta; Magnoliopsida; Poales; Poaceae
Product: NDR1/HIN1-like protein 6
Exons: 1
Coding region: 538-1233 (231 amino acids)
Cellular component (GO): plasma membrane
Source: RefSeq, a predicted model, not a curated record